AUGGAAGCAACUAGCUAUAGAACCAUCACUUCUUCCAUGAUCAAAAUCAUGAUGGUGAUUAUGAUGAUCAUUUUGGUUAAUGUUCAAGCCGAUGAUCAUCAAGAUUAUCUAAUCAACAUCCCUUCCAACACAGUCACUCCAGAUGACAAUGCUCACGUUGAAGAUCAAACAGCAGCAAGUCCACCGCCACCAAACUCAUUCAUUGGUGAUGUAGGUCGUUGUGCUUCUGAGUGUGCAGCUAUGUGCGGCCGCCGCCACGGCAUCACCACGGGUUCAGCUUCAACCGACCGGUUCUUCUUUCCUCGCAUUCCGGGUUUUAUCAAACCCCCCCGCAUUCGCAGACCUGGCCGUGUUCGCAAACCCCGAAGACCCGGUGGCAGAGGCAGAGCACACAUCGGGGAUUGUUACAAGGACUGUUUGCUAGACUGCGGCCUACAAGCCCCGAGCAGCCUAUCUCAAUGCACUGCUGGAUGUGCUUAUAAUUCUGUUGCUGCUACUGCAUCAACCCUAUUAACUGAGGAUAAAGUGCAGAACUAUGUUGAUUCCUGCUACAAAGAGUGCCAGAAGAAUAAUUAG
Molecule: messenger RNA, 576 nt
Organism: Prunus armeniaca (apricot)
Lineage: Eukaryota; Viridiplantae; Streptophyta; Magnoliopsida; Rosales; Rosaceae
Source: the annotation of a GenBank genome assembly